AUGGGCAAUUCAAGAGCGAGAGCGGUGUAUGAAGCUAACUUACCUGACAAUUUUAGAAGGCCGCAAAACGAUUCGAGUCUAGAAUCAUUUAUACGAGCGAAGUAUGAGCACAAAAAGUAUAUAGCUAGAGAAUGGGUGCCACCUCCUUUACCUAAAGUGAAUUGGGAAAAAGAAAUUGAUGAAGAAUUGGACAAACAAAAGCGAAAGAAGAAAACUACAUUAGAGAAAAAACCUUUGGCUAAUGUGGAGGUUCCUCAGUUGCCUAAACCAACUAAUCCAAGUCCCAAACCUUUAAGGUCUGCAAAUAAUACUCCGGAAACAAAAGAAAAGACCAAGUCCAGUAGUAACAGUAGUGAUCUAUUAGGUAUGAAUGGUGAAGAUAGUUUCAGUAGUUUUAUAUCGGCGUCGCCAGCUCAAACUACACCCAAGACUAAUCUAACCCUUGAAAAAUCUAUUAAAAAAGAAGAAUCCGUUAACAAUGAUAAGAGCGAAGAAGAGAGCUUUUUUAAUCAAACAUUACCAGUGGAAAAAGAAAAGGUCAAAAUGGACAAGAAUAGUAUUUUAGCCUUGUAUGGUAGUGCCCCAACAAUACCCCAGUUCCAAAAUCCUAUGCAAGUACAAUUUCCUACAGGCGCUUUUCAGACAGCACCAGCUCCUCAACAGGCUAGUUUUGCCGCAUUUGGAGGUUUUUCGCAAACAGGAACUCAAUUUCCAAUGCAAAAUGGCCAAUUUUUACAGCAACAAGCCAAUGGCGGUUUUCAAAAUUGGACUAAAACUGGCUCCGUGCAAUUUCCACCAACUCAACAACAGCAGCAAUUCAUGCCGCAAAACCAAUUCCAACAGCAGCCCAACCAAUUUCAAAACGGCCAUCAACCUGUUGUCGCCAACGCCCAAUUUACAGCUGUUUUUCCUCCUACACAACAAAUACCAUUGAACCAAUCACAGUUUGGUACCACUACAGGGUCACUCGGCAAUGUGAACUUUGCUUCAACGUUACCAGGCAACGCUGCAUUCUUUAGCAACCCAUCUCUAUCGAUGCAACAACAAUUUGGUAAUUUAACAUUAGGUAGCGCCACAACUGUUGCACAGCAGCCAAAUGUUGGUGCGCAUACGUGGCAGUAG
This is a messenger RNA of Ceutorhynchus assimilis (cabbage seed weevil), 1122 nucleotides long. The record is from the annotation of a GenBank genome assembly. NCBI's taxonomy places the organism in Eukaryota, Metazoa, Arthropoda, Insecta, Coleoptera, Curculionidae.